Molecule: messenger RNA, 1017 nt
Organism: Metarhizium robertsii ARSEF 23
Lineage: Eukaryota; Fungi; Ascomycota; Sordariomycetes; Hypocreales; Clavicipitaceae
Product: Glyceraldehyde/Erythrose phosphate dehydrogenase family
Exons: 2
Coding region: 1-1017 (338 amino acids)
Biological process (GO): glucose metabolic process
Molecular function (GO): oxidoreductase activity, acting on the aldehyde or oxo group of donors, NAD or NADP as acceptor; NADP binding; NAD binding
Source: RefSeq, a predicted model, not a curated record
AUGGCUCCCGUCAAGGUUGGCAUCAACGGUUUCGGCCGUAUUGGCCGCAUCGUCUUCCGCAACGCCGCCGAGCACCCCGAAAUCGAGGUCGUGGCCGUCAACGACCCCUUCAUCGAUACUGAAUACGCCGCCUACAUGCUCAAGUAUGACUCGUCCCACGGCAUCUUCAAGGGCGACAUCAAGAAGGAGGCCGACGGCCUCGUCGUCAACGGCAAGAAGGUCAAGUUCUUCACUGAGCGCGAUCCCUCUGCCAUCCCCUGGAAGUCCGCUGGCGCCGAGUACAUCGUCGAGUCCACCGGUGUCUUCACCACCACCGACAAGGCCAAGGCCCAUCUGGCCGGAGGCGCCAAGAAGGUCGUCAUCUCUGCUCCCUCUGCCGAUGCCCCCAUGUACGUCAUGGGUGUCAAUGAGAAGACGUACGACGGCAAGGCCGAUGUCAUCUCCAACGCUUCCUGCACCACCAACUGCCUGGCUCCCCUUGCCAAGGUCAUCCACGACAAGUUCACCAUUGUCGAGGGUCUCAUGACUACCGUCCACUCCUACACCGCCACCCAGAAGACCGUCGACGGCCCCUCUGGCAAGGACUGGCGUGGUGGCCGUGGUGCUGCCCAGAACAUCAUUCCCAGCAGCACCGGUGCCGCCAAGGCUGUCGGCAAGGUCAUCCCCGACCUCAACGGCAAGCUCACUGGCAUGUCCAUGCGUGUUCCCACUGCCAACGUCUCCGUCGUCGACUUGACUGCCCGCAUUGAGAAGGGUGCUUCCUACGACGAGAUCAAGGAGGCCAUCAAGGAGGCUGCCAACGGCCCCCUCAAGGGCAUUCUCGCCUACACCGAGGACGAUGUUGUCUCCUCCGACAUGAACGGCAACACCAACUCCUCCAUCUUUGACGCCAAGGCCGGCAUCUCCCUCAACAAGAACUUUGUCAAGCUGGUCUCCUGGUACGACAACGAGUGGGGCUAUUCCCGCCGUGUCCUCGAUCUCCUUGCCUACAUUGCCAAGGUUGACGCUGGCAAGUAA